This is a messenger RNA of Closterium sp. Yama58-4, 2109 nucleotides long. The record is from the annotation of a GenBank genome assembly. Lineage: Eukaryota; Viridiplantae; Streptophyta; Zygnematophyceae; Desmidiales; Closteriaceae.
AUGGCCGCCAUCGGAGCGCGCCGCGCCACGUUCUCCUCCGCGGGGCGGCUUCUCCCCCUGCUCGUCCUCGCUUUGCUGCUCCAGGCGCCCUCCGCGUCCGCUCGCCACUGGUUCUGGUACGACGCCCUCUUCCCCGUCACCCGCACAGGCGAAACGAAUCCCGCCGCCGCGUUCACUGCAGAGACCGAGGGAGCGGCCGCGAGGGCUGCCGCGGCGGCGCCAGCGCCGGCGCCGGCUCCUGCGGUGUCGUGCCACGACGCCCCUGUGGGCCGUUUGAUCGCGUCCGGAGCCGCGCCCGACCCGUGUGCUGCGCUGGCGGCAGAGCUGAAGCGCACUGCCGGGAAAUUAGGGGGCAAGACUGGAGGGCAAGGAUUCGCGGCUCCUUCUUUCUUCUGCGCGUGCCUCUCCACGUUCGUGUUCAGGAAGGACUGCGAUGUGGAGGACCUUCUGUCGAUCGCGAACGCGUUCGACAAUCACUACGUGUACAAAUACAUCGCCAUGGACUCGCCUGACCAGACGAACCUGCCGAGCAGCAUCGACAUUGUUGCGGAGCUGCGAAAGAUCGUCGCGAACGGCGAGAAGGGGAAGUACGCGCGGCUGGUGGACGCGCACAUGGCGGCGUAUCGAGCGGUGUUGGCGCUCAACGACGGGCACAGCGCGUUCGUGCCGAGUUGCUUUUUUGGAGAUUUCAACUUGCCGCUGCCGCUCAUGGCUGUCGUCGAAAACGGGCAGCAAAUCAUUCGCGUUGCGCCACGCCGAUAUGUCACUCCCAUCGGGAUGGAGGUGAUUGCGAAAGUUCUGCACAACUUUGACUUCAGCCUUUACCAGGGCCGACAGUGGAAGGGUCGUCGGGGGGGGACAAACAUCGUCCAGGUGCCAGGCGACUUCGCCCGGCAAGGCGUUGCUCCCGAAAAUGACACCCUGCUGGUGUCGUUCGCAACCGAAAAUAGCGCUUUGGCGGAGGACGUCAAGGUGCCAUGGAUUGGGACAGGAAGUCUUACUGACUUUGCAAAUGCCACGGAAUACUGGGCACGUUACUGUGCCGUGGAGCCAUCAGGCGCUGUCACUGGAAGCACUAGCGCGCAGGCAAGCGCGCGCGGACAUGCAGACACCCCAGUGAUUUACAAGUUUCUCAAACGUCACCCUGAUCCAGUUUACUACGACGAUACCAGCGAUGGCAGCGACGACCUGAAUGUCGAGAUUGCUUCGCUUUCUGCUGCAGCAGACGGCUCAUCUGGUGCAGUGGCGGGGCCGACAAUAAAAAGGAUUUCACCCAAGGAUGACCUUUACCUGGUGUACCUGAUGGACAGCAGCACAGCCGUGAUCUGGCUCCACACAUUCAUUGACGACAUCAAGGCAAAAGAAAUGGAGGAGGAGGUCGCCAAGGCUUUCCAAACCGUUGCAUCGUCCAACGCCUCGCAGAUCAUCAUAGACGUGCGUGGCAACGGUGGCGGUUCCGCUGUAGCCUCAUACACAGCCAUCCGUCUCCUCAUGGGGCCAGACAAGGUCCCCGACUCCAAUUUCACGAUGCCCGUGGAUUUCGUCAUCGGCACGCAGUACACUGAAAGCGCCAUCGGCGCACUCGCUGUCGACCGAAAGAUGCUCUACUAUUACAGAGGAUACGCCGACCUCAACGGCACUGCCCUCUCAAGCGCCUUUGGCUACGCUCCUUUCCGCGAGCUCCGCUUCACAGAGGCCGGACCCGCUGGCAAUUACUCGGCGCCGUUUAAGAUGAAGUACCAGUUUGCUUGGGAUGUGACGGAGCCGGUGUUUGGCGACCGCCCCUUCCUGGUCCUGUCGGAUGGAAACUGCUUCUCCGCAUGCGCCAUCCUCACGCACGUGCUGGGGAAACGCCACAAAGUGCCCAUGGUAACUGUGGGUGGCCUCAGCAAGCUCGCUACCGUAUUGCCAGAGAACGCGUCGCUGCCUCUCAAGGUGAAAGGGUCUGUUGGCAUGGCGUUUACCAAUGGGUAUGUGGAUUCGAAGAUUCCGUGCGAGUUUGAGUUUCUGCCCAGCUGGCAUCACAUCAACUACACCGUUGAUCUCAUUGACAAGCCCUGGGCCAUUUGGAAUGAGGUGGCCAAACUCUUUGCCUCCACUGCAGCCUAG